UCAUUAGAGGAAGUGAGGCUGAGAGGUCUCUCCGCAGACUCUCCCCGACGGCAGAAAGGAGAAACUCUUAAAGAAGUUAAAAGGUGCCGCGUAUGGGAACACGAGUCACGUCCCAGCUCACCGCGCCCGGCCGAUCUCUGCCCUCAGAUGGUCGAUUCCAGCGGGAGAUCCCCCGUGAUCCAGGAGUGGUCCGGCCCGUACCCGGGUCACGGCCUGGACGCCGGCCACGGCCUGGACCCCUCCGACCCGGGCAUGCACGCGGCCGCCGGGUCCCUGAGCCAGAUGGAGAUGCUGCUGGGCUGCCCGGCCCCGGGGCCCCCCCUGAGGGGCUGCGGGGGCGAGGAGCGCCUGGGGGGCGGCACGCUGGCCUACCUGUCCUACAUGCAGCCCUGCAUGGGCGGCUCGGCGGCCUCCGAACACAUGUCCAACCAGCAGCAGGAGUUCUCCCCGUACAUGCUGCCCCCCGGGGCCUGCCGCCUCCCGUCGGGGCUGGGGCCCCCGGGGACCGGCCCGCCCGUGCCCAAGAGGGCCAUCAGCAAGAACAGCGUGGAGUACCGGCUGCGGCGCGAGAGGAACAACAUCGCCGUGCGCAAGAGCCGGGACAAGGCGCGGCGCCGCAUCCUGCUGACCCAGCAGCGGGCCGUCCAGCUGACGGAGGACAACCAGCGCCUCCAGCAGCGCCUGGGCCAGCUGUCCCAGGAGCUGGACACGCUGCGCCACGUUCUGGCCCAGCGCCACGCCGCCCGGCCGGGGGACGCCACCGGGGAGGCCUGUCUGUAGAGGGGACCCCCCCAGACCCCCCCCCCCCCCGGACCCUCAGGGGCCCAGCGCCGCGCAGGUAGACCCCCAGCCUUCCCCCGGUUUGGCUCAGCGAGGGGCCCGCCUUCUGAACCAAUCGGCGUGCUCGGUUACUCUCUGAUCUGCUGGGGCUCGAGGUCCGCUGUAGUACAACCUUUCCAAAUGAUGAUUAUGAUAAACCUGUAAAUCAAAAUGUAUAUCUAAAGAGAUGCGGUACGAUUGUAUGGGAAUGUGUGUGUGUGUGUGUGUGUGUGUGUGUGUGUGUGUAUAUAGAGUGGUAGACACUCCUGUAAGUCAAGUGCAUUUGAAUAUCCCUUUAUCACUGAUUAAACGAAAUUUAACUAAUUAAAUACAUGUAAAUGUUGAAAUAGGUUUUAAUCACUUUUUCUGUGUAUGUUUGAUUAGAGAGUUGUAAAGAGAGGACAUGUUAAACUAAACCACCCCUCUUUGUUUCUCCGUCAUUGAGGCUAGUUGUGCUUGACUGUGCUUGACAUGCAGCAUGGAUUCCCUAGACCAGGGAAGAGAUGCCCUGAGUGGUCAGAAACGAUCUAGAAAUGGAUGUACUCACUUUUCACAUUUGACUCAUGGCUGGCUGUGCGAUAAAAGAAUAAAAUAAAAUGAGACUCAAAUAAUAUCUUAAAUCUGACCUACAGCUCCUUGAUCUGAGCAGCGGAGGUAAACAGACCCUGGGGGUGUGAUGAUGUAGAGUCCGGGGGGGGGGGGGGGACCCCAGAAUCUGGGCCUUGAGCAAAUAAACUGAACCCCGACUGAUAGAUGAGUAGAGAUGCAGGAGUCCCCUGGUCAGGAAGGAGGACCGGUUGGUUAUGUUGUUGGACAUUUGCCUCAUGGGAUUACACAAUUAUCUGGAAUGCAUUGAAUGAUAUUAAGCUCCAAACUAAAAUUACAACAGGAAAUUUGUCAUUGCAUUAAUAUUUUCACACCAUGUUAAAAUAAUUGUUUUUUGUGUACAUGGUCCAAUAAAUAUAUAAAAUAAUAAUG
Messenger RNA from Gadus macrocephalus (Pacific cod), 1797 nucleotides. RefSeq names its product CCAAT/enhancer binding protein (C/EBP) 1 (gene cebp1). The coding region runs from base 148 to 780 and encodes 210 amino acids. NCBI's taxonomy places the organism in Eukaryota, Metazoa, Chordata, Actinopteri, Gadiformes, Gadidae. The transcript has 3 exons. The record is from RefSeq and is a predicted model, not a curated record. Gene Ontology annotation, biological process: regulation of transcription by RNA polymerase II; myeloid cell differentiation; DNA-templated transcription. Gene Ontology annotation, molecular function: RNA polymerase II cis-regulatory region sequence-specific DNA binding; DNA-binding transcription factor activity, RNA polymerase II-specific.